Cylindrotheca closterium is the source of this 642-nucleotide messenger RNA. The record is from the annotation of a GenBank genome assembly. NCBI's taxonomy places the organism in Eukaryota, Bacillariophyta, Bacillariophyceae, Bacillariales, Bacillariaceae.
AUGGCUAUAAGCAAGACCUUGAUUGAGCUGAAUGAUGCCACAGUUGCAUUCCUACAAUCAGGAGAAGACCUACCCAAGGCUCUCGAAUCGUCGAUACUUGCACUGAGCUACAAUCGAACAUUUCUUGAAGGGGAAACCGUGUCCAGUCAAAGCAAUUCAAGUUUGGAUGAAUGUAUGCUGCUCUCGGCUACUGGGAGCGAUCCUAGUACCGCUGUCAAGAGCGGGACUUUCAUCUACGACCACGCCGUCAUCAUUCCGACCACAAUUGAGAUUGACGCCACGAUCGUGACCGCUAUUCUCGUCUUCAAUGCCGCCCUUGCUAAUCAUGAGCUGGCAGAGAGCAACCGCUUGUAUCAUGGCACUCGUGUGCGUCUGCUGACGAGAGCGAAGCAUUUGUAUCAGCUCGCAUACAUAUCAUGUGAUUUGGAGCAGAAUCCGUUGUUUCAGUUUGCUCUCAUCAACAACAUUGCUGUGAUCGAACGAGAAAUUGGAAAUGUUUCUACUGCAAACGAAUGUUUCGCGUAUCUAUUCUCCCUUCUGAUUGUCUUUGUGGAUCAAGGAUAUGACUUGCGACUCCGGCUUGUCCAUGGGUUUGUUGCCAAUGUACCUUUCAGCAUCAAGAAUGCUGCCCCAGCUGCGUAA